GCAAAUGAAGAUAGCGUGGAUCGGUAAAUGCUAUGCAAUUUGCUAUUUCAUAUACAUUGAAUCUAACAACACAUUCAUCUAUAGUCAGCUCAUAAGCAAUUUGCUCAUAGGAUUUUUGAACACGCCUCGUGGUGACAGAAAACGAUAUGAUAUUUUAACAAUCAUUGCCAAUGUACUACAUUUAACUGAAGAGGAAAAGGAACAAAUUGGCUUAUUAAGACCAAAGCAAUCUUUAGGCUCACCGCCUCCUACUGCUAUAGAACAGCCCGUAACAGAAUCAUUUACCGACGCAUGGAUAUCCUUCUUGCUGAAAGAAUCAAGCCCUUUACGUAGAAAUAGAUCAGCUGUUACUUUAUCCAGCACGGAAAAUCACAUUGAUCUGUAGAAUUAAAUAAAACUAUUUUAUUGUUAGCAAGUAGGCAUUUGUAUACACGCCAAUUAAAUUACAAAAAACACCAAGGCAUCAUCGUAAACCGUCAGAUAUGAUCAUGUCCAAUAUUGGUCUUUACCUGUGAGGUAGUUACGUGCAUCCUAUCCACCAUUCCAACGUCCUUUAGAUAUUGUGUCGUAACUUUGCUUUAGUUGGACAGUAAAAUAGACGUGUUUGGAUUCCCAUUAAAAUUGAUGAUAUGAAUAGAAUAAAAGACUCAAAACUAUCGUUUUCAAAUAUAAAUUUUGUAGGACGCCUUGCAUAAAACAUCUGACAUAAACAUUGCUAUUGUUAACAUCUCAAUACUAAGAUCUCUACAUGCGAUACUACCAACAUCUCCCACAUUACAUUAUAGUAAUGACCAAUCCAUUGAUGCUUAUAAGCCACACGUUUGAAACUAAUAAAUGACUUAAAGUA
Molecule: messenger RNA, 847 nt
Organism: Rhizopus microsporus ATCC 52813
Lineage: Eukaryota; Fungi; Mucoromycota; Mucoromycetes; Mucorales; Rhizopodaceae
Exons: 2
Coding region: 5-385 (126 amino acids)
Biological process (GO): endoplasmic reticulum to Golgi vesicle-mediated transport; Golgi organization
Cellular component (GO): Golgi apparatus
Molecular function (GO): small GTPase binding
Source: RefSeq, a predicted model, not a curated record